Cryptomeria japonica (Japanese cedar) is the source of this 2733-nucleotide messenger RNA. Its product is annotated as G-type lectin S-receptor-like serine/threonine-protein kinase At2g19130. Gene Ontology annotation, biological process: protein phosphorylation. The transcript has 4 exons. NCBI's taxonomy places the organism in Eukaryota, Viridiplantae, Streptophyta, Pinopsida, Cupressales, Cupressaceae. Bases 1 to 2733 code for a protein of 910 amino acids. Gene Ontology annotation, molecular function: protein kinase activity; ATP binding. The record is from RefSeq and is a predicted model, not a curated record.
AUGGCAAAGCUGAUUAACAGAGAACAGAGAGCGAAGUUGAUAACCAUGUUGAGAGGAACGCCAGGGUAUAUGGCGCCUGAGUUAUUGGACAUGCAGCUCACUGAGAAAGCAGAUAUAUAUAGCUUUGGCGUCAUGGUGGUAGAAAUUUAUGAUUUUACAAGAAGGCCGGAAAUGUCGAGCAUAGGAAAGGCACUGGAAGAUAUGAGCGAGAUGGAUCAGGUUCCUCCUGUAUUUACAGCCUUGCCAAAUCAGCCCUUGCUAAUGGAGAAAGUCGACUCUUUUAUUUCCUCUUUUGCUUCCAUUUCAUUUAUUGUUCAUGUUUUCCUUCUAUCAUCACCUCUCUCUGUACGGUCAUUCCGUCUGCUUUCUCCCACUGGAUAUGGCGGCACCACGUGGAUCAACAAUAUUCAGUCUUUGGAUUCAUGGACAGCCCAAUCACUUGACAUAGGCGCAGUUACAAUCAGGCCAAUUCUUCUUUCUAACAAUAUCUCCUACGCCGGUGAGAACCUGCAGUAUGGAUGUGGAUUCUUCUGCUAUGAUGCUCCUUGUGACACAGGCUACUCUUUUGCAAUUUUUUUUGUUAUUUACCAAACUAAUUAUAGUGACCCAGAUGUCCUGCAAAUGGUGUGGACUGCAAACGGAGAUCGUUUGGUCCAAGACAACGCCACCCUUGGACUCACUUCCAGUGGAGAUCUUGUGUUGAAAGAUGCUGACGGUACUCUAGUCUGGUCUACAAAUACAUUCACAAAUGAUUUUCAAGUGAUGGUGAUGAAAGAAUCAGGGAAUCUGGUGCUCCUCAACCGCUCAAACGGAUCGAUGUGGCAGUCUUUCGACCAUCCAACUGAUACGUUGCUGUCGGGUCAGAAGGUGAAGGUGACAGAAGUUUACUGCAUAUAUUUCUCUAACCAACACAAGCACAGGUAUCCUUGGACGGCUACAGAUGUGAAAUUUUCCUUUAUAGGAUUUGACAACCGUUCGCUCUUAUACUAUUCAGAAGGAUCUCCAUCCAAUCCAAUUCCAAUCAAUCUUUCCAUACCUCAGGAUUCCCUCUACUCGAAGAUUUCUUAUGAUGGGCAUAUGAAAUAUUACUCUUUGCAAGCAAACAUUGGAAUAUAUGAUCUUGAUUUUUUAUCAGUAGUUAACCCUCUGCUAAGCAGGUGUGAAUAUCCAACAGUAUGUGGCCAGUAUGGUAUGUGUACAGCUAAUGGAUGCGACUGUCCAGUAAAGGAUGAAUACUUUUUCCAGAUUGACCCCUCAAAUCCCAGUUCGGGAUGUCGUCCAUACAAUCCCCUCGUUUGCUCAGGGACACCCAGUCCCACAGGGAUCAGUAGCAGGACACCACGUCAUUCCUUUCUGGAGCUGGAGCAUGUUUCAUAUUUUAGUUAUAGGUGGGAAAAUGCCUCUAUUGGAGAGCUGGUCACAGGAGAUUACUGUAGAAAUCUUUGCUCCACAAACUGCUCUUGCAAAGCAGCUUUUUUCUUGUAUGGUUUCAACGCCAAUGCUUCUCUUGGCUAUUGUUUCUUCAAGUCCUCAGUCUUCUCCUUGCAAAUGAACAAUAAAGCAAGCGAUGCCUUUUACAUUUCAACAGCUUAUAUAAAAUUUCAGCCAAAAUCUAAGCGAGCUCACUACUCAGUUAUAACUACAACUGUUUCUCUUGUUGGUGGGUCAGUUGCGCUGUUUCUGUUACUGUGGGUAUGGAUAUACAAAUUUAGAAAGGGUGGGCAAGAAGAGCAGAAGGAUGAGGAUUUAGACUUUCCGGCUGGCUCACCUGUGCGGUAUUCAUUCGAGGAAUUGCAAAAGGCUACAAAUGACUUUAGCCUGAAGCUGGGCAGUGGAGGAUUCGGUUCAGUUUAUGAGGGUAUUCUGUUGGACGACACAAAGAUAGCAGUGAAGCGGCUUGACAGAGCAGGGCAAGGCUCCAAAGAGUUCCGUGCAGAAGUGGAAACGUUGGGAAACAUUCAUCAUCUUAAUUUGGUGAGACUGAAGGGCUUCUGUGCAGAAAAGUCUCACCGAACGCUUGUAUACGAGUAUCUCCCAAAUGGGUCUCUUGACAAAUGGAUAUUUCCCAACGAAAGCCGUCAACGCGUACUAGAUUGGAAGACCAGAUACAAAGUUAUUCUUCAUAUAGCACGGGGAUUAUCAUACUUGCACGAAGAAUGUCGAGAACGAAUCAUUCAUUUCGACAUCAAGCCCCAGAACAUUCUUCUGGAUGAAAAUUUCAAUGCAAAAGUCUCAGAUUUUGGGCUGGCAAAGCUGAUUAACAGAGAACAGAGUGAAGUGAUAACCAUGUUGAGAGGAACGCCAGGUUAUAUGGCGCCUGAGUUAUUGGACAUGGAAUUUACUGAGAAGGCAGAUAUAUAUAGCUUUGGCGUUAUGGUGGUAGAAAUUGUGAGCGGCAGGAGAAGCAGAGAGCUUACAUCACCGGGAUCUGGAUUGUUUCCAUUGUUACAGCGUAAAGCAGAGGAAGGGGGAUUCGUGGAUUUAGUCGACUCCGAAAUCAAAGAUGAAGGGAUUGGUGCAGAACAGGAGGCAGCGGAAGUGUUGGGGAUUGCGCUGUGUUGUAUUCAGUAUGAUUUUACAAAAAGGCCAGCAAUGUCGACCGUAGUAAAGGCAUUGGAAAGUAUGAGCGAGAUGGACCAGGGUGCUCCUGUGUUUACAGCCUCGCCAAGUCAGCCAUUGCUAUUCUCUGAAGAUUUUAGUGACGGGAUUCUCCUCUGGGCUUUCGGUUUCUGA